Ostrinia furnacalis (Asian corn borer) is the source of this 2742-nucleotide messenger RNA. Its product is annotated as F-box only protein 32. The record is from RefSeq and is a predicted model, not a curated record. The coding region runs from base 179 to 1261 and encodes 360 amino acids. Gene Ontology annotation, biological process: protein ubiquitination. Gene Ontology annotation, cellular component: SCF ubiquitin ligase complex; nucleus; cytoplasm. Lineage: Eukaryota; Metazoa; Arthropoda; Insecta; Lepidoptera; Crambidae. Gene Ontology annotation, molecular function: protein binding. The transcript has 9 exons.
CAUCGUUCUCUUUCUAAACAAGUCCUCCCGCUUUCGCACAUUUAUUUGCAUCGGAGUCCGAGUGGCGUCGUCGCGUCAAAAUCGUCAAACCCCGUUUCGCGUCGUAGGCGUUCGCUAGUGCGUGCACUGUGCGGUGCGUCCACCGCUUGUUGUGAUCUUUGUUAUUUGUGUUGUAAAAAUGCCAUUUAUCUCAAAGGACUGGCGAUCCCCAGGCGAAGAGUGGGUGAAAACUCAGGAGGGCUGGGAAAAAAAGAAGGUGUUAGAGUGCACCGCACAGAGAUAUCCCGCAAUAACUAACUAUAAUAACACAGACGAUAAUCAGCAAAAGUCUUGGUCACAAGAAGGCGAAGAUAGUGAGAAAACAAACGAAUCCGGUUCCAGAGUCCCUCCACACUGCCACAUCACAAUCAAAUGUACCCGAGAAAUUGCAGGUUUCAACGGCCUAUCAGAAGCGGUCCGGCGCCUGGACUUCUCGUCAGCCGUCCGCGACGUGCGAAGGUUCAACUACAUCUGCGCGUUACUUGAGCUGCUGCUGGGCGGACAGCGGCUCACGCACCUGCCUGGUGCUGCGCAAAAACUGCUGCUGAGCAUGCUGGAGCAGCUGGCUGAUCAGGUGGCCACAUCAAAGCAGAACCUGAACGCUCUCCGCGCGCUUGUGGUGGCUCUGUCCGCGCUACGCGAGGCUGAGCGCCGGGCCUGCUGGGGCCGGCCGCUGGGCUCGCGCGCGCUGUGGGGCCACCACGACACCGCCAUCGCCCGCAUCAACCACAUCGCCAACAGCAUCCGUAUACAGGAGCCUGGUCCAGAAGUAAUGCCUAAGCUUCACGAUUUGCCUGAGGAGUGCAUUAGAGAAAUUCUACUUAGGAUAUCGGAUCACAGGGAUUUGGACUCCGCGUCAUCAGCGUGGAACGUGAUGGCGUCGGUGUGCACCGAGCAGCGGAUCUGGCGCGAACUGGUCACGUUCCACUUCACGCGGCAGCAGAUUGACGGCGUGCUCGGGAAGGACAAGGACGAUAAGGACGUGGAUUGGAAGAAGACCUUCCAUCAGCUUAGGAAGUUGUACGGACUGAGAGAAGACGCCCAGUACGCGGAGACCCUGUCCCUGUGCCGGCAUUGCAAGUGCCUUUUCUGGCGGUCGCUCGGGCACCCGUGUAUAGCUGAUCAGUGCCCGGAGUACCGCGAGCGGCUGCGCGAGGCGGGCGGGCCGCUGCCCCCGCACCCCGUGCCCCCCGCCGCGUUCCUGAAGUUCUUCUCGCUGUAAACUAAACAACUACCUACCCUCGCUUCGGUCGGCGAGCCUUGCCAUUUUGGCGACGAGGAUUCGCGUUGCGGGUUGUCGCGCUUUUGCUUCGUGUAGACCAGUGGUACUUAACCGGUGGUCCGCGGACCACUGGUGGUCCCUGGAGGCAUUCCAAGUGGUCCACGAAGUGCACUCGCACACCUUGGUCAAAACCAUUUUUAACUGAUUUUUGCAGUCAAACUGGUUUACUUUUGACUGACUUCAUAGUCGGACAGACAGAAAUUUGGUAAAAUGGUCCCUCAAAACUUAAAGGUUAAGAACCACUGGUGUAGACUAAACAUUUCAUGGAUACUCGUUUGGUCUGAUACUAAGAUGAUUACAUAGUUCCAUUUCAACCUUGGAAGGAAUGACUGUGUAUUAAAUCACUAAAUUUAAAUAAACUUGGAGCAGAAAAAUCAGUAGUUCCUUCGAAGGUACGGAUAAAGGAACUACGUAGAAAAAAUAAGCGACUUGCUUUGACGUCUCUAUGGACUUAGGCUAGUUACGAUCGUUGGAAGAGCUACCGGAUUUUAUUCAAAUAUGAUGGACUUAAGAUAGGCAUCACCUAAUGCGAAUUGGGCUAUAUCGAUACCUAAAUCAUCUGAAAACUUCAUUGUCUAUCGCGAUUCGCCCCAAAAGUACAUUUAAAAACUUAGUGCUAAUAGUAGAACAUGAUUUAGAUCUCCUAAACUUAUAAAAUUAACCUACUCACCUAGGUAGUUAGUUUCACAGCUAAAAUUCUAAUUUUGUAUUAAACUAUAUUAACCUAUAGUUUUGUAGAAAAGAAUCUAGUGUGCUUCCGUACAUAUUGGUCGAAAUAUUGUUCACAUAAAAUAUUGGAUAAAAUGAAAACGUACGAAUUUGUGCAAUAAAUUAAUACCGUGAUUAGCUAAAUAGAUAAUACAUUAGCCACCUACAUUCUAGAGACCGACUAAAUCGUUGUCUUUGUCUUAGGCCCAGAACACACGGUGAAACGCAACUGCAACGAAACUGCAACUCCUAGUUACUUUUGAAUUGCAUCUAAGUUGACGCGACCAGUUCAAAUCGGUUUCAAACUGGUCGCGUCAUGUGUGGUCUCUCAACGGACGCUAUGGCAGAAACUUGAUGCAACUCAAACAAAAGUAAUUAGAAGUUGCAGUUUCGUUGCAGCAUGCGUUUCACCGUGUGUUCUGGGCCUUAAAGUUUUCUUGAAACCAGCAAUAACAAAAUCUGCCAUUGAUAUAUCCCUCCACAGGCAAAACAUGCAACAAAAUACAACAAUAAUAGAUUACAGGAGACGUUAUAUAGAAAACAUGGCCACCUAAGACUUGGUUGGCUUUAUUAUUAUAUUAAUUAAAUAUGUUCUUAUACACCUUGUGCAAUUACCUAAGUCGGGCAGCUAAACUAAAUAACGCCCGUAUUCACAAACGAUGCUUGCUUGUGAAGCAGCAAAUCGAACAGCGUUGAAUAGAGCUCUGUGAUUG